This is a messenger RNA of Tyto alba (common barn owl), 603 nucleotides long. RefSeq names its product NHP2 ribonucleoprotein (gene NHP2). Gene Ontology annotation, cellular component: nucleolus; box H/ACA snoRNP complex. Gene Ontology annotation, biological process: rRNA pseudouridine synthesis; snRNA pseudouridine synthesis. Gene Ontology annotation, molecular function: box H/ACA snoRNA binding. Lineage: Eukaryota; Metazoa; Chordata; Aves; Strigiformes; Tytonidae. The transcript has 4 exons. The coding region runs from base 48 to 500 and encodes 150 amino acids. The record is from RefSeq and is a predicted model, not a curated record.
GUCAUGCUCCGCCGUGCCGCGCGUGCCCUGGAAGCGGCGGGGCGGCCAUGGCGCGGGAGAAGCAGCCGGAGGCGGCGGCGGAGGCGGAGGGAACUCCUGAGCGCUCGUACCGGGAGCAGCUCGACUACCUGAACCCCAUCGCCCAGCCCCUCGCCUCUCGCAAGCUGACGCGCAAGCUCUACAAGUGCAUCAGGAAAGCGGCCAAACACAAACAGAUCCGUCGCGGCGUGAAGGAGGUCCAGAAGUUCAUCAACAAGGGCGAGAAGGGGAUCACGGUGCUGGCCGGCGACACGCUGCCUAUCGAUGUGUACUGCCACAUCCCCAUCAUGUGCGAGGACAGGAGCCUCCCCUACGCAUACGUCCCUUCCAAAUCGGACCUGGGAGCCGCCGCCGGCUCGAAGCGCCCGACCUGUGUUAUCAUGAUCAAGCCCCACGAGGAAUACCAGGAGACCUACGAUGAGUGCUUGGAGGAGGUGGAGGCCCUGCCCCUGCCACUGUGAAGAGCCGGGGACGGGCUGUGCCCGGUGGGGCCAUGAGCCCCCGUUUGUUGGGGGGUGGGGGGGAGCACUGUGGGGGUGAAUAAAGGUGUUUGUGAGGUUUGUA